CGGCAACCGGCGGCAGUCGCUUCCGUCGCGUCCGCCCAGCAAGUACUGUCGCGACACGGCGUAAACCGCUGUUAUAUUUAUUUUUUCAAUAUUGUUAUUUUUCAUUCCGUUUCGCGCGGUGCCGUCCGUCAGUGUGUAUUUGUUAUUCGUCCGCGAUCGCAUUCACGACGCUCGCUUGUUCGCCACACCGGUCGACGGUUAUAAUAUUUUAUUAUUAUAAAAUAUAAUAUUAAUAUUAUUAUCGAACGAUAUUAAUAUUUUUCCGUCUCCGAUACGCGACGACGAUUUCUAACUUAUUGUUAUUGACAUUUUAUUUUUAAAUAUUAAUUGAUCGACGACGGGGCAGUUUCACUCGCAGGUCGAGGAAAAACAAAACGUUUUUACGAUUUUUUUUCUAUUCGUACGUGAGCGCCACAACACAUGGAUAACGCUCCCUCCUGAACGCCGCCGACAGCCCGCGCGCCGCACACAGAUCAAUCGUUGAGAAAUGGUAGCGGACACGGCCAACAGUUAUCAUCAUCAACAGAAAACUCAGCAGCAGCAGCCGCAGCAACUAAACCAACACCAGCAUCAGCAACAGCAACAGCACCACCAUCAGCAACAGCAACAAAAACUCCACCAGCAACAGCAGCAGCAACUUCACCAAAUCCACCUGCAACGCCAACAACAACAACAGCAGGAGCAAAACAGUGGCGGAGCCAUGCCACAGUAUUGUAGCGACAUGGAACAGUCGGGCGGUCCGGGGAGCAUGAGGUACGACGAUUCGGUAUCACCCGGACCAGAAUCGCCAGGACCUGGUGAACCGUACCCACCCGGUUUCGACCUCACCGCGCACCUGCAGCACAAGGAGUUCUUUGCGCAGCGCAAGCAGCGUGAGUUUAUACCGGAUAAUAAGAAAGAUGAGAGCUACUGGGACCGAAGGAGGCGCAAUAACGAGGCGGCCAAACGGUCCCGCGAAAAGAGACGUUUCAACGACAUGAUCCUCGAACAGCGGGUGGUCGAACUCAGCAAGGAGAACCACGUGCUCAAAGCCCAACUUUCAGCCAUUAAGGACAAGUUCGGAAUCAGUGGCGAGGCUGUGGUCAGCGUUGAACAGGUUAUGGCUUCUCUGCCUACAAACGAACAAGUGUUGAGCAUCACGAAACGCCCGAAAUUGUCCACAUCGUCUUCAUCGUCGUCGGUGGGUUACUCACAGAACGGGUCCGGCCCCAUACCCACAUCGGUCAUCCACCAGCCCGUGCAGUCGACCACGCCCAAAAUGAACGGCUCGUACUAUGGCGGUGCACAGUCCGACUGCGACAGCCCUGUCGACCAACACCAACUCCAGCAACAACAGCAGCAACAGCAACAACACCAGCACCAGCAGCAGCAGGGUGACCGAAACCUGCCGAUGUCCGUGGCCGCCGCAGCCGUGGCCGCCGCGGCUCAGGCCGGGUACCCACCGUACCCGUUUGCGCCAGUCCUGCCACCACUGCAGCCGCCGUCCUUCGAGGCGGCCGCCAACAGCGUGCUGAACCUCAGCCGCCGGCCACCGUCCCCGUACGAGCUGAGCAGCGGAAGUGGUGACGACACGUCGUCGUCUUGCGUGCCCAUAUCGCUGGCAUUCGUGGCCGCGGCUGCUGCCGCAGCGGCCGGUGGAGUCGUCGGACCGGGCGGCUCGUUGGUCGGAAACAACAACAACCAGAAUAACAACAAUCACCACCAUCAGCACCGACACCGGCACCACUUCAACGGAAAUGGCAUGAUGGCCAUGAUGACCGGUGGUGGCGGCGGAGGUAUACCGAUCGCGGUCCUAAACAACAAUAACAACAACGUCUCCAUGGUCCACGGCAACGACAACAACGCUGCAGGCAUCAUCGGCGGCGUCAACGGCAACAACAUCGCUGCGAUCGUCAACAGUGGCAGUGGAGGCAACGGCGGUGGCAACUGUCUGCCACACAAACUCCGUCACAAGACGCACUUGGGAGAUAAGGACGUGGCGGCCACAGCGUUGCUGUCACUGCAGGCCAUCAAGCAGGAACCCGGAAGCAGCCGGGCCAGUCCACCGUGGGAUGCGGAGGGAAGUAGCGACGAGCGUGACUCUGGCAUUAGCCUGGGCGUCGAAUGGGGCGUCCGGCCUUCGUCCGCUUCGGUAGCCGCGUGCCCGACGGUCGCCUCGGUGGCCGCGCCCCGAGCCGCCGCCAUGCAGUCACCGGCCGCCGCCACGAUGGGUGGCGAGCCGGCCGACGGUGCAGUGCACGCGACUGCCCCGACGGCCGCGGCCGCUGCUGACGACACCAGACUCAAGUCCGAAGUGGCCCGGCUAGCGUCCGAAGUGGCCACCCUCAAGAACAUGCUGUCGUCCAGGAAGGCGGCCACCGCGGCACCGGCCCAGUCCACCACCGUUGCGGUCAACUAAUCGCGGCGGCAGGCUAUGACGACGAAUACAAUAAUUUUGUUAUUCGUUAUCGCGAUCCACAGGUAUUUUGUUUGUUAUACGUUCGCACGCGAAUCCAUACAUAGGUAAAUUAUUUUUUUUUUUUUUUUUAUGAAAAUUAUUUUUAUUAUUAUUAUUAUUAUUUUUAUUAUUAUUAUCAUCAUUAUUAUUAUUAUUAAAAGCUAUGGUAGUUUUGACGAUGUUUCGUAAAUCAAUCGAACACGUUUUCGUCGCCCACCGAAUGUCUUAUUAUAAAAUCAUAAUGAUAUGUGUGUAAUGUAAAAUAGAUGAUAUUAUUAUAAUGUUAUUAUUGUUAUAAUAAUGUAACUCGAAAAAAUAAUUAUUGUUUUUUUUUUUGCUUUUUGAACGACGAGCGUACCUCGAGGGGUUACUUGUAGGGGGUGGGUGAGUUAAAUCAUAAACGCUGCGUAAAAAUCUUAAGACGAAUUUUUUCCUUCGUCCAUCAGUGCAAGCGUUCGUCGGAUAAUUUAUUAUAAUUAAGUGUAAAUAAACUUGUAACAAUAAUACAUAUUAUACGUAUUAAAUACGUACGGGGCGGUUAUUGUGUCUGUUUAUAUAUAAUAUGAAAAAUAUGAUAAUAUAAUUCAUAUGUUUUUCAUAUGAUAUAACGGCGACACAAACUCCAAAUUUCGCGCCACACUUGCAGUGAACCGCGAACGUGAGAGAAUCGCCCUGUACGUACACUAUAUAUAAUAUAUAUGUAUAUUAUAUUGGUGUAUAUGUGUGUGUGUGUGUUUGUAGUUAAGUUAAGUUGUUAAGUAUAAAAUAUAUAAUGCAAUUUGUUUUUUAAUAUAUACGUUACGCCAAAAACAUUCUAACGGACGGGGACAAUAUGGCAGGCGAGGAUGUUGCUAUUUAGCUAAAUGUUAUUAUUUCUUUAGUCGUGUGUGCGGUGUGCCGCAUAUGCGAAAGCGACCGACCGCGGUGUAUUAUAGUUGGGUAGACCUAACCUAUAGGACGCCUAUCUGCAAU
Molecule: messenger RNA, 3409 nt
Organism: Acyrthosiphon pisum (pea aphid)
Lineage: Eukaryota; Metazoa; Arthropoda; Insecta; Hemiptera; Aphididae
Product: vrille
Exons: 3
Coding region: 488-2398 (636 amino acids)
Biological process (GO): circadian rhythm; regulation of DNA-templated transcription
Cellular component (GO): nucleus
Molecular function (GO): DNA binding; DNA-binding transcription factor activity
Source: RefSeq, a predicted model, not a curated record